Porites lobata is the source of this 3881-nucleotide messenger RNA. NCBI's taxonomy places the organism in Eukaryota, Metazoa, Cnidaria, Anthozoa, Scleractinia, Poritidae. The record is from the annotation of a GenBank genome assembly.
AUGUCAGCAACAUUAAAACCAUACACCAGUGACGACGACUUCCGUAUUUUAAAGGGCGAACACGGAAAGAUUAAUUGGAAAGAAUCUCGACUUAAAAGCUCAAGAUUUUAUUCAACUGUGGUUUCUAUUUUAAGAUUUUUACAAUGGUUUCUUGGCAUUCUUUUCUUUGGGCCAGUUCAACGUCUGUGGAGCCCUUCCCACAUCAUUUUGCCGUCAGCAAGUGUAACAGACAAUAAGCCAAAAAUGUCCCGAAUUUUCGUACUGGAUAGUGUUUCAUCCUGUGAUAACCUGCUACAGUCGUACCGUGCACAGUAUCCUUUUAAGAUGAAUUUUGUUGGGCUAGACUGUGAGUGGGUGAACAAGAAAGGCCAAAAAAGCGCCCCUGUUGCUUUGCUUCAAAUUGCAACUCCCCUUUGUGACUGUUUUCUUAUUCGUUUGUGUAAAAUGGGGAAUCAUCUACCACAAACUGUAAGAGAUGUCUUGGAAGAUAAGAACGUCCUUAAAUUUGGUGUUGGUAUACAAGAUGAUGCAAAGAAGCUUUCAGGGAUGUUUGGCAUGGCCGUGCUGGGCUGCGUGGAUCUCAGGCAUGUAGUACAGCGGUGCCGAUUGGAUCAUAGUGGCGAGCGAAGGUACCUUAUCUGUAGUCGUACUGCCUCUGUUGUCAUGGCAGCUGAUCAGUUUACCAUGAUAAGCACCCUCCCUCCUUGGGUGGUCAUUUGCGGGAGGUUUGACCACAUGAAAGAAAUUUUCAACUCUUUGUUAAUAAUAAUAAUGGAAUUUAUUUAGCGCUUAUACAUCGCUGUUCUAAGCGCAAUGUUGCAAUGCUUCAAAGCACCAAAGUAACAGUAAAUUUAUAACAAUUCCUGAGAGACCAGACUUGAACCAGUCUCAAAACAAGUUUCUUGUUGCAUUUUUCUUGAAAUGCUUGUCACUUCAGUAAAGAAGUAUUUUGAGUUUGGAAGUCAAAGGGAAAGAUAAAUAUUCACUGCAUUAUUGGUUUUGUUUUACAGUAGUCACAAGAUGAGCCUUGAUGCCUUAGCCAAGAGAAUACUAGGUGUUGCAAUGGAUAAAUCAUGGAGGAUUCGAUGUAGCAAUUGGGAAGCAGAUCAGCUCAACACCAGACAGAUUGAAUAUGCUAUGAAUGAUGCUUUAGUUGCAAGCCACAUUUUUCUAAGACUAAUUAAAUUGAAGGAAGAAGAAAGAAAAGUUAGCAGAACUUCUGACAUUUUUGAGGAUUGUUCUGAAAAGAAAUAUCAAGUUAUUCAAAAUGGUGAUUUGACAUAUGCAGAUUAUUUUGACCACAGGGUCAGUGAAAAUGAAACUCAUUCUCAGUUAAAUGAAUUUGAUGCACUUGCUGAUGAGACAUCUUCUGUUGAUACGGAUUUGGCAACUAGCAGUGAAAGCCCUGACUGUCAUGUAGUAGGAAGAGAAACUAACAUUGCACUUGCCAAUGAAGCAAUUAAUAACAUUGAAUCACAAGAAACAGAGGACAAAGAAAAAUAUGACAUAGAAAGCAUGAGUCAUGAAAAAUCAAGUGAGGUUAAUGUAGUCAGCAGCCUUGAGAGCCAUCCUAGAGAAGAUGAUUUUGCAUUUUGUAGUGAUGUUGUACCAGAUGCUGUUGAUUGUACCAGUGUCUGUACUUUUGACGAGGAGGACAUUUCUUUUGAUGGUUAUAAAGUCACAGCAGACCUAAAUAAGAUGGUAUCUGAAGGAGGAGAAGGCUACUUUCCCAGAGAAGAAGUCAUCAAACUUUUGCAGGACACGUCCUUUUGCCAAAGAGCACAUUCUCUCUGUCAGGGAGUGACUGAUCUUGCAUUCAAGCAUAAAAAAGGGAAGGUUACAACUAAGAGGAAUACUAAAGAGAAUGAUGGGGCAAAUGAAUAUCCUUCAAUUGCAACUGAUAAAAAGGCUUACAAGGGAACAAGAACUGUGAGAAAAUCACCCCUUUACAUGAAUUGUAUGUUAGCAGCCCCAGAUGGUUCAAAGCUUUGCACUCUGAGUCGUAAAAAGGCAGAUUGGUACAUUGAAAGGGGACUAGGUGGGAAAAUCUAUCAGUACUUAUCUUAGAAAGCAUUAGUUUAAUCUGUGUUUAUUUCUAAGUAACUACUGAAUAACUAACUAAUAUUGCUUGGUAUCAAAACCCCCCAGAACAGACUCGCAACACCAUUGGAUUCAGGCGGUUUAUAAAUAAUUAUCCUACACAUACAGAUGAUGAUUUAUUUUCCCCUAAUAAAUAUACAUUUAAUAUAAUAGCUAAGGCCCAUCAAAAGAGUAAAUCACAAAAUCAUCAUCAUAUUACAGGUUUCCUAACUAGUCUGUAUUAAAUCGUACACUAAGGUAAUCAAUGUAUUUAUUUCACAAUUACAAAUUCACCGAACUCUGCUGCUGUUAGAUGCCAUUAACUUUCAUUGUAAGAGCUUAUUGAUUAUAUGUACACAGGUCAACCAACAACAGGAGAGAACCUUUAAAAAUUAGAGUCUUUUUGACAGAUAGGAUUCUUCAUUUCUUGUUUGAAUUGUUAAAUAGAUGAGCAUACAUGCGUCAUACAGUUGUGUAACUGUAGAACAACCAUUAAAAAUGAUCUACUUUUUUGUAGGGGAACUAACUGGUCUUGACCCAUACACUGUCCAGCUCAAAUUUGAACCAUCAGGAAGGCCAGGAUCAGAAGACUCAUAUUACCUUAAUUUCAAGGACAACAUUUGUGUUGUUUGUGGAAGAGGUGACAGUUACUUGAGGAAAAACGUUGUGCCGCAUGAAUACCGUCGUUAUUUCCCAUCCUUCAUGAAGGACCGUCACUCACAUGAUAUCCUCUUAUUGUGUUCUGAGUGCCACUCUUUAUCAAACUGCUAUGAUUCAAAACUGCGAGCAGAGCUGUCAGAAAAGUAUAAUGCUCCACUAGGUAAGGGUUUCUGGGUAAGGUAUACAGACAACUCUCUCUAAGACAAAUACCUUUGGGACCUGACCUGCACUAAGAGUCUAUCUUAGAGAGAUGUCCAUCAAUAAAGAGAGUAAAGGAAGGCAGGGUCCAACCAUAGAUGACCAUUUUACUUAGGUGUCCAUCUGAUACAGGUGUCCAUUAAGAGAGAGUUCACUGUAUGUCAUUCAACCAGAGGGCUCUAUUAUAGCAUUACACUAAAUUUUACCACCUUCUCCUUAAUUUUGUAUUAACUGGUGGUUGGCAUUGCCCAGGCGAAGUUGCAAGCCUAACUACUGUAGGAUGAACCCAACCUAGCCCAUGCACAGAUGCCCCUUCCCCUAAAAAAGAGAGUGUGUCUGUAGACAGGAAAGGUCCAAACUGGCCUAAGCUAACUGAAGGUGACAGGAACUUGGCCUGGUAUUAAGAGACUUACUUAAAACCUGUAGCACCCAACUCAUUGACACAGUCAUGAGUUAACACAGUUUAGUUCUAUGCUUAGAACAUACUAAAAUCUUACCAAUCCUUUUGUCAUAUUUAAUCACUUUAAUUUUGACCUUUCCUUUCAGGAAACGCCACCGUUGCUCGUCUUACCAACGAUUCAGAACUGAGCAAAGUCAAAUCCGCUGCAAAGGCCUUAAACUACGCAUAUGAUCGGCUCCCUGAAGAAAGGCGUGAAACCUUAUUAAACUGUGUUAAGAAUUACUUCAAUGUUCAGGUUGUUACCCCAGAAAUGAUCUCCCAAGCUGUAGUCAUGGAAACAGCAAAAGAAAAUCCCAAUUUUGUGUCUCAUGGACAUGAAGUGGUGAGAAAGAUUCGCGAGGAAGGAAAAUUGCUCGAGUUUGAGAAAAUGUGGCGGAAACACUUUAUUGAUACAAUGCGCCCGCAGUACCUUCCGCCUUUGUGGUCAGUAGACCAUCGUCACGAAACAUUAAAGGAGAAACUUGAGAACAAAGUUGACGGCUGA